This is a messenger RNA of Psylliodes chrysocephalus, 2002 nucleotides long. Lineage: Eukaryota; Metazoa; Arthropoda; Insecta; Coleoptera; Chrysomelidae. The record is from the annotation of a GenBank genome assembly.
GGAUACUAUUGAAGUCCCUGUACAUUUUAACAGAGACCAUUGAUCUGGCAACCUGUUUCUUUAUCAAUGACAGAGACAGCUUAACUUGACAAUAUUGUCAUUGUCAAUAUUAACUAAUAUUUUUUUCAAGAUGUCUCAAAAUUCUGGUAUUUCAAAAACUAAACUAUUCACAUCAUAAAUAUGAUUUUGAUUGUAAAUGAAACCACAUUACUCCUAAUUCUGAUAAGUGUAUUAAGUCUUAUCCAUCCAAGUACAUCCCAACACAAGCAAUCGUGCCACAGCCCUAUAUACUGUCAAGGAGAUCUUCUUCACGUAGUUCAAACAGCCAAAAUUUUUAAUGAUUCUAAAACAUUCGUAGACAUGGCUAUGAUAAAUCCAGUAAACGAAACGUUAAAAAAAUUUCAAACCUUAAUGGCUGAAAAUGACGACAACCCUUCCAGAGAACAAAUAGCAGAAUACGUUUAUCAAAAUUUUAAAGCUAUAGGGGAAUUAGAUGAAGAGUAUCCCAGAGAUUUUAAAAAAGAACCGAAGAUUAUUAAAGAGAUUGCUGAUCCGGUUGUAAGGCAUUUUGCUCAACAUAUUAUCGACAUUUGGCCGACUCUAACCCGAAAAGUGUCUUAUCAUGUACUUGAUCACCCAGAUACCCAUUCGUUGAUACCUGUGGAACAUCCUUUUAUUAUCCCAGGUGGUAGAUUUAAGGAAUAUUAUUACUGGGAUUCUUACUGGAUUUUAAAAGGUUUAUUGCUAAGCGACAUGUAUGAAACAUCUAAAGGACUUGUCCAAAAUUUACUAUCGAUGGUGGAGCGAUAUGGCUUUAUCCCUAACGGAGGAAGAAUUUAUUAUCUAAAUAGAUCACAACCACCACUCAUUAGCCUCAUGGUAGCAGAUUAUGUGAAGGUCACUAAAGAUUUUGAAUUUAUUAGAAAUAAUAUUGGUACGCUGGAUAAGGAGCUGAGUUUUUGGCUGGAUAAAAGACUCGUGAAAAUACAAAAAGACGGAAUAGAUUACGAAUUAGCGCAUUAUGAUUCUGAAAGUGAUACGCCAAGGCCAGAGUCGUAUUUGGAGGAUAUAGAGACUUGUUCUAGUAAAAUAGACGAAGGAAAGUACGAAUGUUACACAGACCUAAAAAGUGGAGCAGAAAGUGGUUGGGACUUCACCAGCCGUUGGUUAUUUGACAAAAAGGGAGAACCAACAUCUGAUUUGGAAAUGAUCAGCACAAGAAGAAAUGUACCUGUUGACUUAAACGCAUUUCUAUAUAAAGCUUUUAAAGCUGUUUACAAAUUCCAUCUGAUCUUACAAAAUGAAGAACAAGCCAGAUUUUGGCUAGGCAAAAUGGACAAAUGGAAAGAAGCUAUCGAAGCUAUUUUCUGGCAUGAAGAGGAUGGAACAUGGUACGACUAUGACAUGAAACUACAGAAACCAAGAAGAUAUUUUUGGGCUAGUAAUUUAGUGCCACUAUGGGCAGGCAGCUUCGAUGAAGACAAACGAGAGGAAAGAGGAGCGAGAACUGCAAAGUAUUUACACAAAAUUGGCAUUGAUCGUUACAGGGGAGGCAUACCAAUGUCGCUGUUGCCUACAGGACAACAGUGGGACUUUCCAAAUGCUUGGUCACCUUAUCAAAAUUUGAUUAUUAUAGGUUUAGAUAAAAGCAAAGACCCAUCUGCCCAAGAACUUGGCAAAGAUCUGGCUCAUAAAUGGGUAAAUUCCAAUAUCAAGGCUUUUCACGAGAACAAAGUCAUGUUCGAAAAAUACAAUGCGGAAAGUAGCGGACAUUUUGGCGGCGGCGGAGAAUAUCACAUUCAAGCAGGAUUUGGAUGGAGCAACGGCUGCGUUCUAGAACUGAUUCAUAUUUAUUUUAGAACUAAAACAAGAAAAUAUCUUAAUAUGUAAUAUUAAAUAAUAAUCAAAAACUAUUUAAUUUUAUUAAAAAAAAGGAUAAUAUCCGAAUCGUAGUAGAAUUUUAUUUAAACGAAUAAAAGUUAUUUGGCUUUUUGGUACUUUA